CGCCUGCCGGCCACAGGGACGCAGGGAGGCUGCCUUAGCACCAUGAUGCCCGGGCUGCUCCCACUGCUGCUGCUGCUUCUGGCCGGACCCCCCGCGGCACAGCCCGCUCCCCCGACCUGCUACUCCAGGAUGCUGAGCCUGAGCCGGGAGGUCACUGGGGACGCCCAGCGCCUGCAGGCCAUGGAGCCCUCGGAGGCGUGUGUGAGGUACCUGCCCAGGCUAUACCUGGAUAUACACAACUACUGCGUGCUGGCCAAGCUGCGGGACUUCGUGGCUUCGCCCCAGUGCUGGAAAGUGGCCCAGGUGGAUGCCUUGAAGGACAAAGUGCGGAAACUGUACACCAUCAUGAACUCCUUCUGCAGGAGAGAUUUGGUGUUCCUCUCUGAUGACUGCGAUGCCUUGGAAUACCCAGUCCCAGUGACCACGGUCCUGCCAGGCCGUCAGAGAUAGGACAAUCCAGAAAGAGAGCCCAAGGGGACCACAGUUACGUCAGCUGCCCAGACUCGGUGGGCUAAAGCCAUGCGCCCUGGCAGGUCUCUCUGUCACUAUAGUAUAAGAAACUGUCACGUCUCUCCACCUGCUGGAAAGCAAGGUGCGUGCGCCUCCCCCAGAACCUACCUUGAAGACAGAAGUCUUGCUUUCAUUUCCGCCUGGUUUUGUCUUGGCAGGAUGGUUAGAUGCACAAGGAUGUGUAUUUGAUCGCUGAGAAGGAAAGGGGAAACCAGCUUCUCUUGUAUGAACAUCUAGAUUGAGAGCAGGCAAAACAGUAGCUUUGUAUUACUGCUUUAAUGUAGUACCAGUAACAUUUUUCCUUCUUGAUAGGUUUCUGCGUACAUGUAGCCAAUCUUCUAUUUCUUACCCUCUCCCACCAUCAACUUUCAUUUUUAAAGAAAUUUCACUGCCAAAUAAAGUGUAUCUGCAAGGUUCAUAAUCACA
This is a messenger RNA of Leopardus geoffroyi (Geoffroy's cat), 936 nucleotides long. It is a transcript of the gene CYTL1, whose product is annotated as cytokine like 1. The transcript is spliced from 4 exons. Lineage: Eukaryota; Metazoa; Chordata; Mammalia; Carnivora; Felidae. The coding region runs from base 43 to 450 and encodes 135 amino acids. Gene Ontology annotation, biological process: positive regulation of transcription by RNA polymerase II. The record is from RefSeq and is a predicted model, not a curated record.